AACAUCGGUGUUAUCAGCGUUGUUCCCAGGCUGAAAGUCAAAACCACAGCACUGCACCAGCUACUAAGAAGGAGAAAAAUGCCUGGUACUGCUUAACCCAGGACAUGUUUGGAAGCAAAACUCGGAUUCAUCCAUGUAGUUUUGGCGCAAAAAAGGCAAAGCUUGCCCUGAGUUUGCAGGAUGAAGGCAGCAAUGUACUUUUGGGAGAAAAAGAAAUAUCUGUUUGUGAAAGUAGCUGAAGAAAGGAAAGAGGGGGAAAAGGACAAAUGUUCCAGCAAGCUAUGGUUCAUCCCUGAGCCGUUACACCACACCAGUACCCCUCAGCUGAUGAUAAGCAACGUCUUGUUUUUUGUUUUACCACCCAUAUGUAUGUGCUUGUUCCGUCAAUAUGCAACCUGUUUCAACAGCGGAAUAUAUUUAAUAUGGACUCUGCUAGUUGUGGUUGGAAUUGGAUCUGUUUACUUCCACGCCACCCUCAGUUUCCUGGGCCAGAUGCUGGAUGAGCUGGCUAUUCUCUGGGUCCUGAUGUGUGCUUUUGCCAUGUGGUUCCCUAGGAGAUACCUGCCCAAAGUUUUUCGGAAUGACAGGAGCCGAUUUAAAGCUGCUGUAGGUGUCCUGUCUGGAGUUACUACCUGCCUUGCCUUCAUUAAGCCUGCCAUCAACAACAUUUCACUAAUGACUCUGGGUGUUCCCUGCACAGCUUUGCUCGUUGCUGAGUUGAAGAGAUGUGAAAACCUACGUGUGUACAAACUGGGCCUCUUUUCAGGCCUUUGGUGGACGCUAGCACUUUUCUGCUGGAUCAGUGACAAAGCAUUUUGUGAGACCUGGUCCUCAUUUAAUUUCCCUUAUUUGCACUGUGUGUGGCACAUUUUGAUUUGUCUUGCGGCGUACCUGGGCUGUGUCUGCUUUGCUUACUUCGAUGCUGCCUCUGAGAUCCCCGAGCAGGGCCCUGUCAUAAAGUUCUGGCCCAGUGAAAGAUGGGCGUUCAUUGGGGUUCCCUACGUCACCCUCCUCUGUGCACACAAGAAAGCACCUGUGAAGGUCACAUGAAGUUAGCCACGGAAUGAGGAUGGAGAUGCAACUUAUAUUCCAGUACAGACAGUAUUUAAAUGAUGAUAAUUGAAUAGGGUUGUAUUUUAUCUUCUUCCUAAGAUAUGCAGCACUUCAGGUGUCAUAGAAAGAGGAAGCAAGUGUGUUCUUUCCUCUCUGGAGAGGAAUGAGGAAGCAGGAAGGUGGAGGCCCUCAAGCACUAAAGUAACCACUGCCUUCUCUGGCUGGCUCUGUUUUGCACUGUAUUUUCAAUGGAGCAUUUUUCUUGAUAAAAGCUCUUUCCAAAUACCAGGCUCAAGGAAUGAUGUUUCUGCAGUAGGUCUCCUCUGGUGCUUAAUUUGCUCCAUUUGUAACUUGUGGCUAAAGGCCUCGUUUGCGACAUAAGCCAGUCCAAGAUGCCUGCAUGCCAUCCUGUGUUCUUCUCAACUAUAAUUUUGAUGUGGGUGCACAUCGCCACAAGAGUGUGCUCAAAGCACGUGCUCCUCCCAGCCUGGCAUAUAUACAGUGAGUUUGGCUGUGCAUCACAUUGGAUCACAGAGUAUGUGGUUACUUCCCCAAGUACAACAGGAGACAAGUGCAAAGUGUUUGCAACUGGGCAACUGAAUCAGUGCAGUUAGGCAGUGUAAAUGCAAGAAUAGCUGACAGAAGAUUGUCACUAAAAUUAAAUAGGAGUUCAAAGGUUUUGAAAGGUUUUGAAUUUUUCUGUAGACUGACCUUUAGACAUUUGUAUGCUGCAUAUUUCCCUCUUACAGAAAUGUCACAGAAAUCCCUUUCUACCUCUACAGAGACAUUUGGUCUUGAAUUUGGUAUUGAAGUUCACACAGAAGGCUGAACAUUAACUUCAGUGACAGCUCAGGUCAGCAUGUGGAUUGACAGUGUGAUUAAACUACAAAAACUCAUAGGUGCCUACCUGUACAUCCAAUUUGAGAGUUAACUUCUCACCAAGGCGUUGCAAAGUGACGUGAACGAUAGUCCAGUGCUCCGCUAGCUAUACUGACACUUUUUUAGAAAAAAAAGUAGAUGACUGCUUAAGAACCAAGCUGAAGACUUAGAUUUCAGUGAACAAUGAAAUGCAACAUUGAAUCUUGCAUUCUUAGAAAACAACAGUAUAUUCAAAUUUUCUGUUUGUUUUCAGCCUGUUUUGUAAAGAUAAGCAUGUCUAGAUCUAUUUAAUUUUAAGGUUAUAUUUUGGGUUGAGAUUCAGGAAUGGCUCUGUUUUUUGCAGCAAUUUAUGCUAGUUCUGUUUAAAAAAUGGUGCAAAGUGUAGGCAUAUUUUUCAAAUAUUAGCAGUUGUAGAUGCUAGUAGCUGCAGUCUUGGAAAAAAAAGGUCUGCUUACAUUCCACCUAACAUCUGAACUGUAAGUAGGUUAAGGCUUCGGAUAUUUUUCCAAAUACUUUUUUUCAUAUUAGACCAGGAAAUACCAUUUCCUCUGUGCUUUCCUUUGUCUCAUGUUGUACUUUCUUUCUAGUAAUGUGAAAAUGUAACUCUAUACAGUGUUAUCUUUAGGAAGGUGACUUUUAACAAGAAUUUUGGGGUGAAUUAACUUUCAAGCAUUGUAAAACAUUUACGAUAACUUUUAUGUUCAAAUCUGUGCUUAGAAAACAAGAGCUAAGGUGUAUGCUGUUAUGCUUAAAGCAAAGUUUUAUUAGUGGGAGAUGUGACUGUCUUCUUGAGAACUUCAAAGCUGGUAAGUAGCCUACUGUCAGGUUGACUGACAGAUCAUAAAUCCAGCAAAAUCUGUCCAGUGGAACAGUGCAAAAUUUGUAUCACUUGCUAGUAGAUUCGUCUGAGAGAAACAUGAUCUUUUUGACACAGUCAUGUAAUUUUUAUAUGAAACUUGUUUGUGAAAAUUCAUAUGGUAACGUUUGUUAGUCUUUGAAACACUGCUGCUUUUUCCUUUUCCUUCCUCUUUCCCUAAAUAUGAAAUACGCUUCUCAGAUAUUAAAAUUCAUAUGAUUAGAUCCUUAAACACAUAGGCUUGCUGGCUGGAACCCAGCUAAUGGUGUUGUUGCCUGACAUGGUCCUACUUUGAGUAAGAUUUUUCAAUAGUGUUUUCUAAAUUAUUAUAUUAUGGUAAAUAAGUUAUUUUCAGUAUUGCUUGGGAACUUGGUAACUGCCGAUGUAAUGAAGAAUUACUGGAGCCUUCCUACUCAGUAUUUUUUUGAAAGCAACCUUUGACUCAAAGAGCUCUAAUCAACCUGCUGUCAACUGCUGUCUUAUGCUCUACAGAGUCUGACUGCUCACAAAGAAGUAAUUUUGUAAUUGAAAGACCUAUCAGAGAGCAUUCAGCUAUUGCAGAGGUGAGCAAAUGUAGGUACAGGCCAAGAAUCAUCUCCUGUAUUUUUAUUAACUAACCUCUGGCCUUUGUACUCUUCAAACAAAGAUCACUAUCUGAUCUCCACUAUAGAAUUAGUUGGGAGUAUUCCACUGUAAUAACAGCCCACAACUUCUUGGUGUAGCUACUGCAUUUUAUAUUAAAUUAAUAUUAACUUAUAUGUUAUGACAAAGGCUACACUUGUUUCAAAAAGGUAAGAAAAGGGCAGUUUUUAUCAGAUUCACAGCUUUACAGAGUGAACUUUCAUGAUAACAUUAGUACCCAAAGAAGUAUGUGAUUGGCAUACAGGGGGUUUGUGCACUGCCCUGAUCAUACACAGGAAUAAACAUGCACAAGUAAGUGCAUUAUGUUGGAGAUAAAAUGAUUUAUAUGCACCCUCAGAUUUUAAAGCCUCAAAAUGCUUUCUUCCCUUGCUGGCAGGAAGUGUGUGGGUUUGUAGUCUUUAGGUUCAAUUAGUAUUUUAGUUUAAAUAGUGGGAUGCAAUAUUGUGUUGAGUAUAAUGUCGAUUCUGUAUAUUGGUGUGUGAAACCCAUCAUUCCUUGAAGGUUAAACUUCAGGUUAUUCAAGAAAGGGUAUUUAGCUCUCUGUGAUGGCAAACACUUGCCCAGUUCACAGUCACUAAAAUUCAAUAAGUAGCAUGUAAGGAGUGAUGUUGGGGUUUUUGUUUUUCUUCAUCUCUGUUGAAGUCUGUAUACUGAAUGUUUGUGGAAAGCAUGUAAUACUUUGCAACAUUAAAUUGCAUUUGAAACAAA
Molecule: messenger RNA, 4138 nt
Organism: Pezoporus flaviventris
Lineage: Eukaryota; Metazoa; Chordata; Aves; Psittaciformes; Psittacidae
Gene: ACER2
Product: alkaline ceramidase 2
Exons: 6
Coding region: 181-1050 (289 amino acids)
Biological process (GO): ceramide metabolic process
Cellular component (GO): membrane
Molecular function (GO): hydrolase activity, acting on carbon-nitrogen (but not peptide) bonds, in linear amides
Source: RefSeq, a predicted model, not a curated record